Messenger RNA from Phyllostomus discolor (pale spear-nosed bat), 2909 nucleotides. It is a transcript of the gene MOXD1, whose product is annotated as monooxygenase DBH like 1. NCBI's taxonomy places the organism in Eukaryota, Metazoa, Chordata, Mammalia, Chiroptera, Phyllostomidae. The record is from RefSeq and is a predicted model, not a curated record. Gene Ontology annotation, molecular function: copper ion binding; dopamine beta-monooxygenase activity. Gene Ontology annotation, cellular component: secretory granule membrane. Bases 64 to 1908 code for a protein of 614 amino acids. Gene Ontology annotation, biological process: octopamine biosynthetic process; norepinephrine biosynthetic process; dopamine catabolic process. The transcript is spliced from 12 exons.
UGCCUCCUCCUCGCUCCGCCAGUCGGCGGGAGCCCAGGUGCCUGCGGGCAGGAGGCGCGGAGGAUGCACGGCUGGUUGCUACUGCUGCUGUGGGCGCUGUUCCCCCGGGCGGUGGCGGGGGGCUCGGGCCACACCUUCCCGCACCGCACGCUCUUGGACUCUGAGGGCAAGUUCUGGCUAAGCUGGAGCGCACAGGGCAACCGGAUUGCCUUCCGCCUCGAGGUGCGCACCGCCGGCUACGUGGGCUUCGGCUUCUCGCCCACGGGGGCCAUGGCCGCGGCAGACAUCAUCGUGGGCGGGGUGGCCCAGGGCCGACCCUACCUCCAGGAUUAUUUUACAAGUGCAAACAGAGACUUGAAAAGAGACCCUCAGCAAGACUACCACCUGGAAUACGCCAUGGAAAACAGCACACACACAGUGAUUGAAUUUACCCGAGAACUGCACACAUGUGACGUGAAUGACAAGACUAUAACGGAGAGCACCAUGCGAGUGAUCUGGGCCUAUCACCGAGAGGAUGUGGGAGAAGACGGCCCCAAGUACCACGACUCCAAUCGUGGCACCAAGAGUCUGCGGUUACUGAAUCCCGAGAAAACCGAUGUGCUGUCUGCAGCCACACCAUACUUUGACCUGGUAAAUCAAGACGUCCUCAUCCCAAAGAAAGGUACAGUCUAUUGGUGCCAGAUGUUUAAGAUUCCUGUGUUCCAGGAAAAGCAUCAUGUAAUAAAGGUGGAGCCCGUGAUACAGAGAGGCCACGAGAGUCUGGUCCAUCACAUCCUGCUCUAUCAGUGCAGCAGCAACUUGAACGACAGUGUUCUGGACUAUGGCCACGAGUGCUACCACCCCAACAUGCCCGAUGCAUUCCACACUUGCGAGACCGUUGUGUUUGCCUGGGCCAUUGGUGGAGAGGGUUUUUCCUAUCCACCUCACGUGGGAUUAUCCCUCGGCACUCCGUUAGAUCCUCGUUAUGUGCUUCUGGAAGUUCAUUAUGACAAUCCGGCAUAUAAGGAAGGCUUAAUAGAUAACUCCGGACUGAGGUUAUUUCAUACCACAGAUAUAAGGAAAUAUGAUGCCGGGGUGAUUGAGGCUGGCCUCUGGGUAAGCCUCUUCCACACCAUCCCUCCAGGCAUGCCGGAGUUCCAGUCCGAGGGUCACUGCACUCUGGAGUGCCUGGGAGAGGCUCUGGAAGCCGAAAAGCCCAGCGGAGUCCACGUGUUUGCUGUUCUUCUCCACGCUCACCUGGCCGGCAGAGGCAUCAGGCUGCGUCAUAUUCGCAAAGGGGAGGAACUGAGAUUACUUGCUUAUGAUGACAAUUUUGACUUCAAUUUCCAGGAGUUUCAGUAUCUAAAAGAAGAACAAACAAUCUUACCAGGAGAUAGUCUAAUUACUGAGUGUCGCUACAACACAGAAGAUAGAGACCUGAUGACUUGGGGAGGACUAAGCACCAGGAGUGAAAUGUGUCUCUCAUACCUUCUUUAUUACCCAAGAAUCAAUCUUACUCGAUGUGCAAGUAUUCCAGACAUUAUGGAACAACUUAAGUUCAUUGGUGUUAAGGAGAUCUACAGGCCAGUCACGACCUGGCCUUUCAUUAUCAAAAGCCCCAAGCAGUAUAAAAACCUUUCCUUCAUGGAGGCCAUGGAUAAGUUUAAGUGGACUACGCAGGGAGGUCUGUCCUUCAACGAGCUCGUCCUCAGCCUGCCGGUGAAUGUGAGGUGCUCCAAGACAGACAAUGCAGAGUGGUCGAUCCAAGGGAUGACAGCCUCACCUCCAGACAUAGCAAGGCCAUAUAGAGCAGAACCUUUGGUGUGUGUCUCUCCUUCCUCGGCUCCGAACAGAAACUCCUCUCUCAGGCUGCUGGUGUGCUUCAUAGUCCUGGGCAGCAUGCUGAGCCGCUCACACUUGUGGUCCUAAUUCUGCAGUCCUUGGCGACAGUGUUUUCCGUGAUCCGAAACUGUCAUUUCAUAUUAAAGUCAAACCACUUUGGGUCUGAGGAGUCAGUGUGAAGAUCAUGGAGACUUAUCUUUCAUAUACUCCUUUCCUCCUCACUCUCCCAGUGUACCUGAGAGAUGUCAUGGGUUCUCCUCGUUUCUUCAGAAAUGUCUGAUAAAAUGUACCAGUCACCAAUAAAGCAAAACUGAUCUGGUAAUGUUACCUCUAUAAAAAUUUGGACAAAGUCAAGUGGAAGUAAAAGAAACCUUUAUUUACCUCUGUAUUACAUUUUAUUUAAACACUCAUAAUUGCUAUUUUACUUUUUAAUUUUUCUUUGGCUUCUAUACUCCUUUUUAAAAAUACUUUCAUCUUAGAAAUGUAAAAGAAAGUUCUCUCUCGCCAUUGCAGUUUUCCUCCUCUUUAUCAUUCUUUGGGUGUGACUUCCCAAGUGGAACAAGGGUCCCUCCUGCCUUUCGAUGUCAUCCAGUUCUGUCCUUUCCUGUGAAUUACCUGUGGGUCCCAUGCCACCGUCCUUGUUGACAAUGCCCAUUCCAACCUCUUCAUUUACCUGAGUCUGCUGCUGCUCCCAAACUAUCCAAACCCACCUCAGACAACUUUAGUAUCCUUCCCUGCUCAGCACUGGCCAGAGGAGUGUUUCCUUGAGAUCUGUCACUACCGGAAAAGAAAGAGGCUACAGAAAAUAUGGAAAUGGUACCUAACUGACUGUAGGCUAAGGAGAAAAUGUAGCUGGCUGCAAACCCUGUGUCGUGAGGGUUCUAUUGUGAGGUUCCAGGUCAAAGGUCAGACAGUGUGGGUGAGCCAGCCAAGGAGGGUGUGAGGUCCAUGUGGUGUCUCAGUGACUGCCAUUGGGUGUCAUACGUGCUGCAUACUGGCUCAAUUUGAGUCAAAGUUGCCAUUGUAGAUUUAUUUCUAUAUUAGAUAAGAGACUAACUUUCCAUAAUAAAAUUGUUAUCAAUUGAAAA